UCGGGAUAUCAGUGCUCAACAAGUUACGGCUGGUGGUUGCAGUGUUGUGGUGGUGGUUGCAUUCGUCGUGGUUUACAGCCGAUUGCCGUGAAAAUGGCACUACAGGACAACCAAGGAACUGGCAAAGGACUCUUCCAAAUUCGUGCUAGAAAUCGUCAGUUUGAUGGGUUCGAUAAAGAACAUGAAAGGACAUGGAGAGGGCCAUUCACGUUCAUCGCUUCAGCUGAUAUACAGUUUGGUAUGUCAGCCGCAUGGGACGACCCUACAGUACAGGAUUGCGAGCCAGAGGUGAAGCUGAUGAGGAAAGGGAUUGAAAAGAUUAAUAAGAUGCAACCGAGCCCACGAUUCCUCGUCGUACUCGGUGAUCUGAUUGACGCAAACCCAGGUACUGCAGGAAGCGAUGGUCAGGUGACGUCUUUCAUAGAGGAAUCGAAUCGUCUAAAUCCAUGCAUACCGCUCGUUUGCUUACCGGGAAAUCACGAUAUCGGUGACGUUCCAACACCUGAAGACAUUCAAUCCUACAGAAAUACAUUUGGGGAUGAUUACUUCGCAUUCUGGGUUGGCGGGGUGAGGUUUAUCGUCCUCAACUCGCAGCUGUUUGCCGACUCCAGCAAAUGCGAGGAAGUGAAGAGGGAGCAAGACCUAUGGCUGGAUCAACAGCUUGAAGACGCACAAUCCUCUGGUUGUAAACACAUCGUUGUGUUUCAGCACAUCCCAUGGUUCUUGAAAACGCCGGAGGAAGACAACGAUUAUUUUAAUACUGACCUCAGCAAGAGAACGCCAAUGUUGAAAAAGCUACAUGAAGCUGGAGUGCGCAUAAUCUUCAGUGGUCAUUACCAUCGUCGAGCUGGGGGUUUCUACAAAGAAAUGGAGCAUGUUGUCGCUUCAGCGUGGGGUUUCCCACUAGGGGAGGAUAAGUCCGGAGCGUACGUUGUCAAGGUAACAGUGGAUGCCAUUUCCCAUCAAUUCUAUCCAAUCGAUGAGCUACCUCUUGAAAGUUAAUAGUCAAGUGUAUAUAUUAUUGUCAAAGAUCGCUUGAUGUUUAACUCACAGAUAGCAGUUGCUCUUAAAGGAACACGUUGCCUUGGAUCGAACGAGUUGGUCUUUGAAAAGCGUUUGAAACCGUGUGUUAUG
Molecule: messenger RNA, 1134 nt
Organism: Asterias rubens (European starfish)
Lineage: Eukaryota; Metazoa; Echinodermata; Asteroidea; Forcipulatida; Asteriidae
Product: serine/threonine-protein phosphatase CPPED1-like
Exons: 5
Coding region: 94-1002 (302 amino acids)
Molecular function (GO): hydrolase activity
Source: RefSeq, a predicted model, not a curated record